This is a messenger RNA of Neltuma alba, 513 nucleotides long. RefSeq lists its product as uncharacterized. The record is from RefSeq and is a predicted model, not a curated record. The transcript has a single exon. NCBI's taxonomy places the organism in Eukaryota, Viridiplantae, Streptophyta, Magnoliopsida, Fabales, Fabaceae. The coding region runs from base 1 to 513 and encodes 170 amino acids.
AUGGAUUGGCAAGAAGGUUCAGGGGAUAGGCAAGAAGGUCCAGGGGAUAGUGAAGACGACACUGGACGUCGUGCAGGAGUUUUGGACUAUUUGGAUGGCAUCAAUUUAACUGCAAACACAUCGAACACUACACCUACUAUACCUAGUGCUUUAGGGAGUCAAGGGAAGAGGAAGAGAGGUGAAGGGUUGGACAAGUACAAGAAGCAAAAAAUGCCGGCGACAAGACGAAUAGAAGAUUCAGUGAGUUCGAUUGAGAAGGCUUCAAUUAGUACAGCAGAGGCAAUAAACAAAAUCUCCAACAGUGAUAACACUACUGAGCUUACCACUGAUCUACUGAGUAUGCCUGAAAUUGUCAGUGACACUCAUCUAUGUGUCAUCUAUUGUAAUCUGCUGGCAAACAAGACAUUCAGGGGCAUAUAUGCUGGUUUGAGAGAAAAUCGGGAGGUAUUAGUAGCUUGGUUGAAGCACAAUGCUGCAAACCCACUGCCAUAUGCUACACCCAAGAAUCCUUGA